Molecule: messenger RNA, 1015 nt
Organism: Mugil cephalus (flathead mullet)
Lineage: Eukaryota; Metazoa; Chordata; Actinopteri; Mugiliformes; Mugilidae
Product: 5-hydroxyisourate hydrolase-like
Exons: 4
Coding region: 545-973 (142 amino acids)
Biological process (GO): purine nucleobase metabolic process
Molecular function (GO): hydroxyisourate hydrolase activity
Source: RefSeq, a predicted model, not a curated record
UUUUUUUGUGGUUGACAAACUAACAGUGCCAUGACGUAAAUAACACAUCAUGGCUCAAAAUAAAAGCAACACAGUCGUAUUGCAUGCACAGUUCAUCUGUGCUCAUGACUGACGUACCGCGGGCCGGACGGGAAUGUCCAAAGGGCCGUAUGCGGCCCGCGGGCCGUAAAAUGCCCAGGUCUGUUGUAUACUAAAGUUUCCUUAACCCUGAUGUAAACCAUACUAAUAAUAAGGGAGUAAAAAAAGACUUUUAAUACCAUCUGAUCUGCAUAGACCUCAGCCCCAGAGCAGCCCACUCCAGACGCUCACUUCUACUCGAGUUCAAAGUGCUGAAAACAAAGCGUGAUAAAACAUGUUCUUGCACAACUGGUUCGCUAUUGACAAAAAGAUAAGCUCAUGUGAACUGAAAGUCAUGCUGAACAGGACAGCGCGCAGAACUUCACGACAGUAACGUGAUAAAAAUCUGAUGCUGUUAAAUAAACCAUAAAAUUGCAUUUCUCAGUUAAAAGUGUUGACCCAGUUGAGAAUUUAUACAUCAGUGCACAUGAGUGCAUUCAGGCUGCAGCAACUGAAGGGUCACAUUUUGCCUGCAAAUAAGAUCACAUCAAUGGCUGGCUCACCUAGUCCUCUGACCACUCAUGUGCUGAACAUUGCAAUGGGAACCCCUGGGUCAAACAUGGCUCUCAGCCUUUAUCAGCAAGACCCCUCGACUAGUGCUUGGGAUUUGAUAACCACUGGAACUACUAACAAUGAUGGACGUUGCCCAGGACUUAUCACACAGCAACUGUUUACACCUGGUGUGUACAAACUACAUUUUGACACUGCUCAGUAUUGGGCUAGUAUGGGAGAGACUUCAUUUUACCCCUAUGUUGAGCACAUACAGAGGGAGCUAGAAAUCAAGUGUGAUGAACCUAUCCACUGUCUAACACAUCGGAGGAAGAGGCAACCCCAGCAACAACAAUGCUCCAUUUGAAAGAUUAAUGUUGUCUGGCAAUAAAUGAUCCAUAGGCUUAUA